CAUCAGUAUAUAUUGUCACGAGCUAGUAGUCUCCAAUUGCAUCACCUCCACUACUCACACUCAGCUUCUCUUCCUUCGUUUUUGUUUUUCUUUGUCAUGGGUGCCUCUUUUGCAACUCAUGUGCUUUUCUUACUAUGGUUCUUUGCUGCUACCUUCAGUUUAAGCUUCCUCAAAACAAUGUCAAAUGAGGUCUCUUGCAAUGAAAAAGACAAACAAGCACUUCUUAGCCUCAAACGAGGCCUCACUGAUCCUUUCAACUUACUCUCAUCAUGGUCUAGCCAAGAAGAUUGCUGUAGAUGGGAUGGUGUUCAUUGUGAUAACAAAACCAGUCGAGUCACAGAGCUACACCUAGCGUAUACCGGGAUAGGGGGUGAAAUUAGUCGCUCAUUGCUUGAAUUAGAGUUUUUGAAUUACUUGGACUUGAGUUUCAAUGACUUUAAUCGUACUCCUAUUCCAACUUUCCUUGGCUCAAUGGGUAAUCUCACACAUAUUGACCUCUCAGACGCCAACUUCUCUGGAAUCAUUCCUCAUCAGCUUGGGAACCUUUCAAGCCUUUGCUAUCUGUAUCUUGGAUCUAAUUUUGAUCUCUAUGCAGAUAAUCUUUAUUGGAUGUCUGGUCUCUUUUCCAUUCAAUACAUUGACCUAAGCUCAGUUGACCUUCACAAAGAAACUGAUUGGCUUCAAAUAAUGAGUAAGUUCUCCUCUCUUUCUGAGCUAUACUUGUCCAAUUGUAAGCUUGAUAGUUUGAAUCCAUCUCUUGGAUUUGUCAAUUUCACAUCUCUUCAAGUACUUUAUCUUUCUGGAAAUCAUUUCAAUCAUGAGAUACCUAAUUGGUUCUCUAAUCUUAGUUCAAGUCUCUUAAAGCUUUACUUGGACGAUAGUUCUUUGAAAGGCAAGAUACCGCCCAGCAUUUUCAAUUUAGAGGAAUUGGAAUAUCUAUCCUUGUAUCCCAAUCAUCUAAUUGGAAAAAUUCCAGAGUCAUUAGGCCAGCUUAAGCAUCUAACAUAUCUCGAUCUCUCUUUUAAUUCUUUAAAUGGUCCUAUCCCUGUAUCUGUUGGGAAUUUAUCUCAUAUGAGAACAUUAUCCCUCAACCAAAAUCAGCUGAAUGGCACCAUUCCAAAGAGUCUUGGGCUUCUCUCAAAUCUAGAGGAGUUAUAUAUCCAAAAUAAUUUCUUAACAGGAACUAUAGAGGAAGGGCAUUUCAAAAAACUAUCAAAACUAAAGGAUCUCUCCAUGUCUCAACCACAAUUGUUCUUUAAUGUCAAUUCCAAUUGGGUUCCCCCCUUUCAACUUGAGUAUGUCUCCAUGAGCUCAAUCAAGAUAGGUCCUAAUUUUCCUUCAUGGCUACAAUCACAAAAAUCCCUCGGGUUUUUGGAUAUGUCAAUGUCAGGAAUUUCAAGCAAGGCUCCGAGUUGGUUUUGGAAUUGGACUUCAAAUGUUGAAGCUAUCGAUCUAUCUGACAACCACAUAGAAGGGGAUUUGUCGAAUAUUUUGCUGAAUUCUACUGUUAUAAAUCUAAGAUCUAAUCACUUCAAGGGUCGCUUUCCAUUAUUGUCUGAAAAUGUCAAAGUGCUCAAUAUAGCUAACAACUCAUAUUCUGGACCCAUUUCCACUUUCUUAUGCCAAAAGGUAAUUAGAAAGAAUAAAUUAGUGGUCUUAGAUGCAUCAAACAAUCUAUUGUCAGGAGAACUUUCUCAUUGUUGGAGGUAUUGGCAGUCUUUGAUCCAUUUAAACUUAGGGAGUAAUAGUCUAGCAGGUAGAAUUCCCUACUCCAUGGGGGUUUUAGUUAAUCUCCAAUCAUUGCGUUUACAAAACAAUAGCAUCUCUGGAGAUAUUCCUUCAUCAUUCAAAAAUUGCUCAAAUUUUGGGCUCAUUGAUAUAGGUAAUAAUCAUUUGACAGGGAUCAUACCACCUUGGAUUGGAGAAAUGACAAAUCUGUUAGUUCUUCGUCUAAGAUCAAAUGAAUUUAAAGGUCGUAUACCUCCACAAAUAUGCCAACUUUCUUCUCUUAGAGUAUUGGAUCUUGCUGAUAAUAGUCUAUCUAGUGUCAUACCAAAUUGCUUGAAAAAUAUUAGUGCCAUGGCACUACCAGAACUCAAUAUUCAAGUUUUUCCUUUUGAACCUUUAAAAUAUAUGUAUGGUUAUGUAUCCUACAUUGAGAAUCUUAAGUUGGUUCCCAAAGGUAAGGAAUUGGAAUAUGCAAGGAAUCUAGAAUUUGUUAAGAUCAUAGAUCUUUCAAAUAACAACUUGUCUGGAUCAAUCCCUGUUGAAAUUUGUGUUCUUUUUGAAUUACGUUUUUUGAAUUUGUCUCGAAAUCAUUUGAUGGGAAAGAUACCAAACAAAAUUGGGAGUAUGAAAGAGUUGGAGUCAAUUGAUCUUUCAAGAAAUCAUCUAUCGGGAAAAAUUCCACCAAGCAUGUCUAAUUUGACAUUUCUUAGUUACUUGGAUUUGUCUUACAACAACUUAUCUGGUAGAAUUCCUUCAAGCACCCAACUUCAAUCUUUUGAUGCACUCAGCUAUGUUGGCAAUCCUCAACUAUGUGGUGAUCCUCUUCCAAAAAAUUGCACAAUAGAGGAAGAAUCUUUGAAGAGAUCACCAACUGGCAGUGCUGAAGAUGACUCUAUAAAUUCCAGCUUCUAUCUAGGUAUGGGAGUUGGAUUUGCAGCUGGCUUUUGGGCAAUUUGUGGAGCUCUCUUCUUCAAUAGGACUUGGAGGCAUUCUUGUUUCAAAUUUUCUGAUGACAUAAGAGAUUAGAUUUAUGUGAAUACAG
Messenger RNA from Quercus lobata, 2770 nucleotides. RefSeq names its product receptor-like protein EIX2. Gene Ontology annotation, molecular function: protein binding. The transcript has a single exon. NCBI's taxonomy places the organism in Eukaryota, Viridiplantae, Streptophyta, Magnoliopsida, Fagales, Fagaceae. Bases 97 to 2754 code for a protein of 885 amino acids. The record is from RefSeq and is a predicted model, not a curated record.